Chrysemys picta bellii (western painted turtle) is the source of this 438-nucleotide messenger RNA. The record is from RefSeq and is a predicted model, not a curated record. Lineage: Eukaryota; Metazoa; Chordata; Testudines; Emydidae.
AAUGGUCCUUUCUGGCUUUGUUAUCUUGGAUGAGCAAUGAUCUCAGUACAUUGUCUAACUUUUUGCUUGUUUCAUUUAGGUGCAUUUUGUGAGGAGCCCCUUGAGCCUUGUACUUCUCAACCAUGCCUGAAUGGGGGGACAUGCCAGAAUAAUGAGCAUGGAUAUGUUUGUGAAUGUCUGGCUGGAUUUCUUGGCCAUGACUGUGAAACAGAUGUCAAUGAAUGUUCUUCAAGGCCAUGUCAGAAUGGAGCUACAUGCAUUGAUAUGCCAAAUGAUGUGGCAUGUAUCUGUCUGCCAGUGUUCACUGGCAAGUUCUGCGACAGUGUAUUGAGACCAUGUGAGUUAUCACUCUGCUUAAAUAACUCUACUUGUGUAGAUCAGCAGCAGAGCUAUUAUUGCUGGUAAGAUAAGAAAUUAAUUUAUUUCAGUACUUCAUUG